Camellia sinensis is the source of this 561-nucleotide messenger RNA. The record is from RefSeq and is a predicted model, not a curated record. NCBI's taxonomy places the organism in Eukaryota, Viridiplantae, Streptophyta, Magnoliopsida, Ericales, Theaceae.
AUGAAGAAGCUGGAAGAUCAGGCCGAGGCUGCCACUAAGGCCCAACAGAUGGCCAAAGAAAAAGCGGAGUCUGCUGAAGCCAUCAAAAAAGUUGCUGAGGCCGAGAAGAAAGAUGCCGAGGUAAAAAAGGCUCAAGUUGAAAAAGAGCUCGAGCAGGCCUUGGCCACUAAAAAUGCCGAAAUUACUGAAGCCGAUGAAAAAGCUUACGCCCAAGGAAUGGCCGAUGUUGUUGAGGGCUACAAACUUCAAGUUAAGCAGGCAUCCGAAGAUGAGGAUGAUGACGGUGCUGCUCUAGUAAGGAAGCCCAAGGACGUUGAUGAGAUCCAAUCCCUUCCUCAGGAUGAUCAAAUCCUAGACCUGACUCAUGAAGAGGAUGAGGAGGUUAUUAAGGAGGCUACUCCUGAACAAGCAUCAUCUGACGUUCCUCCAACCGAUGAUAGUCUUAAUCAAACACUUGCCGAAAUUAAUGCCGAGAUCAUGGCCGAGAAGGUUGCCGAAGUAGCUUUUCAAGAACCUGCCGAGGUCCAAACCCAAAUUGCUCCUGAGGCUGAAGAAUCAUAA